Molecule: messenger RNA, 159 nt
Organism: Parastagonospora nodorum SN15
Lineage: Eukaryota; Fungi; Ascomycota; Dothideomycetes; Pleosporales; Phaeosphaeriaceae
Exons: 3
Coding region: 1-159 (52 amino acids)
Source: RefSeq, a predicted model, not a curated record
AUGGCCGAUUUGGAGAGGCGGCUGGUUCGGAAACUAGAUCGUUCUGCGUUCAGCAACGCCUAUGUAUCCGGCUUGAAAGAGCAUCUCAACCUGGUUGGGAACCAGUACAGCAUCCUUAUUGCUAUGUUCACAGCAGGGUCAGUGGUCAACUCCCGCUGA